GGAAUUAUUUUGCUGAAGGACUGGGGAAAAGAUCCUAACGUGCCUCCAUGCUCAUCAAAGUGGGGAUGAAAGCUAACAUUUAAUCCAUUCAAACACAAGAAGUCCCCGUUCAGGCGCCGAAGAUAUGGCUUCAAUGAGCUAUGGCGCGUGUGUCCUCUAUCAGAGGGCGGCUGUUGUGAAGAUGAUGUGCAGGGGAAUGAGUGCAUCUGCUAACCAGCAGUCACAGGUAGAUUUCCUAAAAGGAGAACCACACAAGAAGCACCCGGGUUUGACCAACCUGAAAACUCUGUGCCUACCGGAAGAACUUCAGACGGCUGCACGGUCCAUUAUUCAAGGAGCUCGGGUGACGAAGCUGACCGACCGCGCUCUUAGCCUCACAAACUUCCUGUGGAGCAGAAAAAGUGCCGUCGACGAUUCGACUCUGAGGAAAAAAGCCGUGACCCUGGAGAAAGAAUUACGGAAGACGGCGAUGGAGACGAGAGGGGAUGUAGAUGAACAAUUACUGGAAGACCACAUCCGGAAGAAAGUGUUUUUAGAGCUCAAAAGAACGACAUACCACUGGACUAACAUGAAGUAUGAUGAAGAGUUAGCUGUGGUGUACAUGGCGGCUCGGAUGGCUGGGGGCUAUGCAGCAGUGAGGAGAGCUAUAAAUGAGAUAAAGAAGAAGGAUCCGUCUUUUGCUCCUCAGUCUCUCCUGGAUUUUGGUUCAGGGCUGGGAACAGUUGUGUGGGCGUCACACUCGUGCUGGGGCGACACGUUGAAGGAGAUGGUGUGUGUGGACAGCUCUGGGCCCAUGAACAUUUUGGCAGAACGACUUCUCAAAGGAGAUGACGAAGAAGCUGAAGCUCACAUCAAACAAGUGUAUUUCAGACAGUUCCUCCCGGUCUCUCCCAAGGUGCAGUUCGACUUGGUGGUCGCAGCCUUCACCCUGUCGGAGCUUAGAAAUGUGAAGGAGCGAGAAGACGUGGUGUUAACUCUGUGGAGAAAGACGAGCUCGUACCUGGUGCUGGUGGAAAAUGGGACUAAAGAGGGCCAUCAGAUGCUUAUGGAGGCCAGAGAUACUUUAUUAAAGAACCAAGACAAGAGUUUCCAUGACCCAGAGCCAGCAGCAGUGUUCGCUCCGUGUCCCCAUGAACUGAAGUGUCCUAAACUGGCCUCUAAGAUCACCACACCCUGCAACUUCCAGCAGAUGUACCAGCCUCUGCCUCUGCCCAGGCACAAAAACCAGCAGACGGAGAAGUUCAGCUACCUGAUUCUGACUCGGGCAGAACAGACGGCGGAGGCAGAGUCAGUCAGCGUGGACUGGGCCAGGCUGAUCGCACCGGUGCAGUGCAGAACAAGACACGUGCACUGUCGAAUGUGCUGCCCUGACGGACAACUACAACACCUGGUGGUGACGACACGAAAACACAGCAGAGAUGUUUACCGCUGUGCCCGGAACAGUGAUUGGGGAGAUCAACUGCCAAUCAUUCAGGAAGUCGUCGACGACGUCGCGAGUGAUUCAGAGUUAUGAUUCAGCGACGAAGAGAACCAUUUUGUUUUUUUUUUAUACUUUUGAAACUCCCUAAAACUGCCGACUCCUCAUGUUUUGGUUGAACAGAACAUCUGCGUGUCUUCACUAGAAUUGUUAAAAUACUGACUCAUGUGAUAACCCUCGGAUUACUUUAAUAAAAAGUCAUAACUUCA
Messenger RNA from Cottoperca gobio, 1686 nucleotides. It is a transcript of the gene mettl17, whose product is annotated as methyltransferase like 17. Lineage: Eukaryota; Metazoa; Chordata; Actinopteri; Perciformes; Bovichtidae. The record is from RefSeq and is a predicted model, not a curated record. Gene Ontology annotation, molecular function: methyltransferase activity; structural constituent of ribosome. Gene Ontology annotation, biological process: translation. Gene Ontology annotation, cellular component: mitochondrial small ribosomal subunit.